AUGUCGGAGGAAACAAUUUUGUCUAUGAAUGAUCAGGCAGUUAAAAUUGAACCGCCAGAAUAUUCGCCAGAAGACCUUAAACUCGAAAUAGAAGAUGAUUUUGAUGAUACCGGCGUUAUUGUUAAAUCUGAAUCGUGUUCUGAAGAUCAUAAUACGUGUUUAGAAAGAUUUAUGAAUUUCGAGGUGACAAUUGAAGAAGAAGUCAAACAGGAGUUAGUCGAAACAUCAACUUAUGAGUGUGACGUAUGCAAUAGAUCAUUUGCAGAAUCAGAUCAUUUAAAAGAGCAUGUGGCUGAUCAUAUUCCCAUUCAUAGUAAAAAACGUCUUUUCAAAUGCGAAAUCUGUUAUAAGACUUUUGAUCGAUUAAGUAAUCUGAAAAAUCAUAUACUCAUACACAGUGGUGAGCGCCCCCAUCGAUGCAGUAUAUGCAAUAAGACUUUCACACUAUUAUCUAAUCUGAAAAGUCACAUGCUUAUUCACAGUGGUGAGCGACCUCAUCGAUGCAGUAUAUGCAAUAAGACUUUCACACUAUUAUCUAAUCUGAAAACUCACAUGCUUAUUCACAGUGGUGAGCGACCCCAUCAAUGCAAUAUAUGCAAAAAGACAUUCAUGCGAACAGGUGAUCUGAGUAGACACAUGCUCAUUCAUAAUGGAGUACGUCCCCAUGAAUGCAAUAUAUGCAAAAGAACAUUUAUAGAAAGAGGUCAUCUGAAAAGUCACAAGCUGAUACACAGUGGAGUAAAACCGCAUCAAUGCAACAUAUGCAAAAAAACAUUUACGCAAUCAGGCAGUCUGAAGAGUCACAUGAUGAUACACAGUGGAGCACGUCCCCAUGAAUGCAGUAUAUGCAAUAAGAUAUUUGCACUAUUAGGUAAUAUGAAAAGUCACAUGCUGAUACAUAGUGGAGUACGUCCCCAUGAAUGCAGUAUAUGCAACAAGACGUACACGCAAUCAAGAGGUCUGAAAAGUCACAUGCUGAUGCACAAAGAAGUACGCUCUCAUGAAUGCAAUACAUGUAAUAAGAAAUUCAAACAUUUAAGUAAUUUGAAAAGGCACAUUCUGCUUCAUAAACAAGAGCAUCCUGAUAAAUGUGAAGUCUGUAAAAAGGAAUUUACUCAAUCGAUGGAUUUGAAGAGACACAUGGCACUUCAUAGUUAG
Molecule: messenger RNA, 1158 nt
Organism: Ctenocephalides felis (cat flea)
Lineage: Eukaryota; Metazoa; Arthropoda; Insecta; Siphonaptera; Pulicidae
Product: zinc finger protein 525-like
Exons: 1
Coding region: 1-1158 (385 amino acids)
Biological process (GO): regulation of transcription by RNA polymerase II
Cellular component (GO): transcription regulator complex; PcG protein complex
Molecular function (GO): RNA polymerase II cis-regulatory region sequence-specific DNA binding; DNA-binding transcription factor activity, RNA polymerase II-specific
Source: RefSeq, a predicted model, not a curated record